Messenger RNA from Gossypium arboreum, 5148 nucleotides. RefSeq names its product ARF guanine-nucleotide exchange factor GNL1-like. Lineage: Eukaryota; Viridiplantae; Streptophyta; Magnoliopsida; Malvales; Malvaceae. The transcript is spliced from 3 exons. The record is from RefSeq and is a predicted model, not a curated record. Gene Ontology annotation, biological process: regulation of ARF protein signal transduction. Gene Ontology annotation, molecular function: guanyl-nucleotide exchange factor activity. The coding region runs from base 491 to 4783 and encodes 1430 amino acids.
UCCAUUUUUUCCACUUUGAUUUUUUUGGGGAAGGGGUUAAACUAACAAUUCUUUUUCCAUCUAAAUCGACCCAAAUUUGAUAGGCCAUGAUUUAGCCUUCAAGAAAUUGAGAUUUUCAUUCAUGUCUUCUUUGAAGUUUUAGUUUGAGGCUAUUAUAUUUUUAAUUAUUUGGGUUAGAUUUGGUCUCUGGGAUUUCAAUUUUGAUUCCUUUUCUGAAAUUUUGAUUUUCUAAUGUCUUUUUUUUUUUAAGAAAAGACGUGACCAUCCCUGGUUCUGGCUCCUAUGAGGCAUUACAAAUCGGCCAUAAAAAAUAUCAUAUAUGAAAAGUUUCUAGCUCCCAGCUGUAGGUGACUCCAGGAUGCACAAACCAUGGGAUUUCCUAAUGUCUUUUAGAUGUUAUGAUUCCACCAGGGUUGGAUGUCUUGUUUGCAUCGUAGCCGGCCUCAUUGGUGAAAUAUAAAUUUCAUUAUACUCAGAAGCUUGUUUGAAUAUGGGGGAUGUGACUACACAAUCUAGAAAUAAUGGAUUUAUUGAAGAAAUUAUCAAGCCCUCUAGAGGUGCUUUUACAUGUAUGAUUAAUUCCGAAAUUGUGGCUGUUUUGGCUGUCAUGAGGAGAAAUGUUCGAUGGGGAAUCUACUAUGUUGCAGAUGAUGAUCAUCUAGAGCAUUCUCUCAUCCACUCCUUGAAAGAAUUGCGGAGAAAAAUAUUUUCAUGGCAACAUCAGUGGCAAAAUGUUGAUCCAGUUGUGUACCUCCAACCAUUUUUGGAUGUAAUUCAAUCCGAUGAAACCAGUGCACCAAUAACUGGCGUUGCCUUGUCUUCCAUUUACAAAAUCUUAACUAUUGAUGUUCUAGAUUUGGAUAUUGUAAAUGUGAGAGUUGCUAUGCAUAUGAUUAUCGAUGCCGUGACAAGUUGCCGAUUCGAGGUAACUGAUCCAGCAUCUGAAGAAGUGGUGCUGAUGAAGAUACUUCAAGUUCUUCUAGCUUGCAUGAAAAGUAAGGCUGCAACUAGGUUAAGUAAUAAGCAUGUAUGCAUGAUAGCAAACACAUGUUUUCGUAUUGUUCAUCAAGCAAGCUCCAAAGGUGAAUUAUUGCAGCGGAUAGCUCGGCAUACAAUUCAUGAGUUAGUUAGAUGUAUUUUCUCUCAUCUUCCUAAGAUUUGUAGUACAGAACAUGAAAUGGUCAACGAAAGCUCAUUAGUUGCUUCAGGAGUGGUGGGUACGCAGAAUGAGAAUCACAUGAAUGGAAGUACACAAUUAAAAAGUGGAAAUGUGGGUAUUGAUGAAAGUGAGAAUAAGGAGGAUGCUCAAAAUGGUGAGAUAUUGAUGAUGGCGCCUUUUGGGAUCCCAUGCAUGGUGGAGAUAUUUCAAUUUUUGUGUUCUUUGUUAAAGGUCACUGAAAAUAUUGGUAUUGGCCCUAAAUCGAAUAUGAUAGCGCAUGAUGAAGAUGUUCCACUCUUUGCAUUAGGCUUAAUUAAUUCUGCUAUAGAAUUGGGUGUGUCAUUAUUCAGCAAACAUCCCAAGUUAUUGGCUGUAAUUCAAGAUGAACUAUUUUAUAAUUUGAUGCAAUUUGGCUUAUCCAUGAGCCCACUUAUUCUUUCGACCGUAUGUAGCAUCGUUCUCAAUCUAUAUUAUCAUUUGCGUACAGAGCUAAAAGUGCAGCUUGAAGCUUUCAUUUCAUGUGUGCUUUUGAAGCUUGUGCAAAGCAAGCAUGGGUUUUCAUACCAACAGCAAGAAGUUGCUAUGGAAGCUUUGGUUGACCUUUGCAGUCAACAUAUGUUUGUGGCCGAGAUGUAUGCUAAUUUUGAUUGUGAUAUAACAUGCAGUAAUGUUUUUGAAGACAUUGCUUACAUGUUGUCCAAGAGUGCAUUUCCUGUGAAUGAGCCGCUAUCUGCAAUGCAUAUCCUUGCUUUGAAUGGUCUGGUAUCUAUGAUAAAAGGUAUGGCUAAGAGAACCUGUAAUGAAUUGUCUAUUUCGGAGGAGGAUUCAACAAAUUAUGAGGGAUAUGAAGCUUUUUGGACUUUGAAAUGUCUGAAUUACAAUGAUCCUAGUUCUUGGAUUCCUUUUGUUCGUAAAAUGAAACGCAUCAAGAGAAAGUUGACAAUUGGAGCUGACCAUUUUAAUCGAGAUCCCAAGAAAGGUCUAGAGUUUCUCCAGGGAAUCCAUUUACUACCAGAUAAGCUUGAUCCGGAAAGUGUAGCGUCUUUCUUUAGGUACACAAAUGGGUUAGAUAAGAAUCUUAUUGGAGAUUUUCUUGGUAAUCAUGGUGAAUUUUGUGUUCACGUGCUUCAUGAAUUUUCUAGGACCUUUGAUUUCCAUGACAUGACUUUAGAUUCAGCAUUACGUGUUUUCUUGGGAACUUUCCGCUUACCUGGAGAGUCACAAAAGAUACAGAGAGUGAUUGAGGCAUUUGCUGAAAGAUAUUAUGAGCAAUCAUCACAUUUAUUUUGUGAUAGAGAUGCUACCCUUCUGUUGUCAUAUUCACUUAUAAUGCUUAACACUGAUCAACACAAUGCCCAAGUCAAGAAAAAGAUGACUGAAGAAGAUUUUAUUCGUAACAAUCGACUCAUCAAUGGGGGGAAAGAUCUUCCUCGCGAGUACUUGUCCGAGCUUUACCACUCUAUCUGUGAGAAUGAGAUUCAGAUGAUCCCUGACCAAGGUGCUGGUUUCCCAACAAUGACAUUAAGCCGCUGGAUUAAUGUGAUAUAUAGAUCCAAAGAAAGUGCUCCUUUUAUUUUAUGUGAUUCUCGAGUGCCCCUCUACCACGAUAUGUUUGCUAUCUUGUCUGGCCCCACUAUUGCCGCUAUAUCAGUGGUUUUCGAUCAAGCAGAACAGGAAAAUGUUUUACAAACAUGCAUUGAUGGAUUCUUGGCCAUUGCCAAAAUUUCAACGCACUAUCGCUUUGGCGAUAUAUUGGAUGAUUUGGUUGUAUCUCUUUGUAAAUUCACAACCCUUUUGACUCCAUUGUCUUUCGAAGAUGCCAUUAUUUCCUUCGGAGAUGGUCCUAGAGCAAGGAUGGCAACCACAACUGUUUUCACCAUAGCAAAUAAAUAUGGUGAUUGUAUCCAUAGCAGUUGGAGAAGCAUAUUCGAUUGUGUUUUGAGCUUGCACAAGCUCAGACUUCUGCCUCCCAGUCUAGCUAAUGAUGCAGCUGAUGAAACAGAUUCCUCAUCUGAUUAUGUAUGGAGUAAGCCUGAUACGAGUUCCUUAUUAAUAUCACGGACAACUCCUGCAGCCAUCCCCCGGAGGUCCUUCAGCUUGUUUGGUAGGUUCAGCCAACUCUUAUCCUUUGAAGUGGAGGAACCACUGUUGCAUCCAACUCAUGAACAGCUUGCUGCUCAACAGUUCCUUCGAGAGAUAGUGCUAAAAUGCCACAUCGAUAAUAUAUUCAUGGAUAGCAAGUUCCUCCAAGCAGAGUCUUUAUUGCAGCUUGUUGAGGCUAUCAUCUUGGCUACAGUUCAAUUCAGCAAGGGAAGUGACAUUAUAGAAGAUGAAGAUAGUGCCGUGUUCUGCCUGGAGUUGCUGAUUUCUAUUACUCUAAAUAAUCGGGAUAGGAUUUUGAUUAUCUGGAAAAAUGUUUACAAGUUUCUAUCAGAUAUUGUUCAACAGAAGGCAAUGCCUUGUGCUCUAGUGGAGAAAGCUGUGUUUGGGCUCCUUAAGAUAUGCCAACGUUUGCUUCCUUACAAGGAAAAUUUAACUGAUGAGCUUUUAAAGUCGAUGCAACUAAUUUUGAGACUUGAUGCUCGAGUUGCUGAUGCAUAUUGUGAACCUAUUACUCAAGAAGUUAUGCGACUUGUAAAAGCUAAUGCGUCUCACAUCAGAUCCCAUUCUGGUUGGCACACAAUCAUCUCCUUGCUAUAUAUCACUGCUCAACAUCCAGAAGCAUCAGAGUUUGGGUUUGAGGCUCUAGCGUUCAUCAUGUUCGAUGGGGCACAUCUUUUGCCUUCUAAUUAUGUUCUUUGUGUGGAUGCAGCAAGGGAGUUUGCUGAGUCUCGGGUUGGAGAGAUUGAUAGGUCUAUUUCUUCCUUAGAAAUGAUGGCAAGUUCUGUUGUUUGUCUCGUUAGAUGGUCUUACGAAGCCAAGAAUACUGCCAACGAAGAGGCUGCUAUGAAAGUGAGUAAGGACCUUGGAGAGAUGUGGCUGAGGUUAUUGCAGGCACUGAAGGUUGUAUGUUUAGACCAGAGGGAGGAGGUGCGAAACCAUGCUAUUUUAAUGUUACAACGGUCUUUUGCAGGUGUUGGUGGAAUUUACAUUCCGAACACUAUUUGGUUCCAGUGUUUUAAUCUUGUCGUUUUUACAUUAAUGGAUGAUUUGCUAGAAAUUGCACUGGAGAGCUCCCCUAAAAAAUACAAGAAAAUGGAAGGUACACUUGUUUUAGCCACAAAACUAAUGUUGAAAGCUUUCUUACAAUCACUUGAGGAAUUGUCACAGCAAGCAUCCUUCUGCAAACUAUGGCUCGAAGUUCUCGAUCGUAUGGAGAGAUAUAUGAAGUUUAAGUUCCGAGGAAAGCAUAGUGAAAAAAUUCAUGAAUCAAUCCCGGAGCUUCUCAAGAAUACCCUACUGGUGAUGAAAACAACUGGUAUUCUCAUACCUAGUGAUGAUGUUGGCAGAGAUAGUUUUUGGCAAUUGACAUGGCUAAAUGUGAAGAAGAUACUCCCAUCUUUGCAAUCUGAAGUGUUCUUGGAACCAGAAUUGGAGCAGAUGCAAGCAAAACACAAAAAGAUAUCUGGAAUUCCCGCAACCAAUGAGACAAUGCUCAUUCCAUCAAAUGAGACAACAACAUGAAGAACAUGGUUCUAACUGGAAAAAUCCUAGAGUAUAAUAUUUGUUAAGAUGAUGUAAAUGGCAUUCAUACCCUGCAUACUAUACAUGUUUCCCUAUUGCAAAAAAGUCAGGAAUCCAGAGCCGAAGCUGCAAAAAAGGAAGUAUACAUCGAAAUUGAAAUUUCAUAAUGUGGUUCUUGAAUCUAAUCUUGGUCAGAAAAAAAAAGCCUUCAUUUUUCCACACUCUGAAAUUUCAGUGUUAGAAAGAUUUUGUAGAAUGCAUUUAUUCCACCGUAGGAUAUAAGCCUAUUUUUGUAUUGGCACAUAAAAUCUCCUUAUCUGUAUACUUUUUACUCAUGAAAUUACAAUUUCUUAGUACAUCUAAAA